Molecule: messenger RNA, 942 nt
Organism: Parascedosporium putredinis
Lineage: Eukaryota; Fungi; Ascomycota; Sordariomycetes; Microascales; Microascaceae
Source: the annotation of a GenBank genome assembly
AUGGGUCUUGAUUCCAACAUCGUGUCUCCAAGUGAAUCCCACGCUAGCUCCUCCGGAGAGCCAGAUGGGAUACCUUCAAAGUCGCGGAAACGUAAAGGGUCAAGAACGGUGUCUUCGUUGACGCCUGCACAGCUCGAGCGAAAGAGGAGUAAUGAUCGUCGCGCGCAAAGGGCUAUCAGAGAGAGAACGAAGCGCAAGAUGGAAGAUUUUCAGGUUGUCCUAUCACAGAAGGAAGAGACGAUUCAGGAGCUCAGGAGAAAGGUUUGCUACCUGGAAGACGAGCUUACGAGGUACAUGGGCGGGGACUCAUGCUCGGCACAAGCACAAGUUCCCAACGCCGACCAUAAGCCGACCGGCCUGAUCAAGCGAGAUGCAAAUUCACGGUCUUCUUCUUUGUCUAUCAGUAUAGCGGAGAGCCACGGUAGUAGCAAUGCCGCCUCGGACGAAACCGCUCCUUCGUCAACAGGUUCAGGCACCCGUGGCACAGCACCGCUAUCAACCAGAGGCUCCAGGGCCAUGGCAGGAGUCUACAAUAGGAUAGGCCCAGACUAUGAGUCCUCUGCCAUGCUUGGCCUACCAGCGACCCAGACUCAAGGAGCGCCAGCAUCCUCUUGGCCCACAAACGCCCUCGCUACACUAUCCACGGCUUCCGCAUCCGUGCCAGAGGAAAGCAUUCACGCUUUCUUCCCAACCAACCCGCUUCUGGGUGCACCCAAUGUGCCAGCUAGGCCGCAGCGAGCUAUGGAGGAGCUCCCGCAAGCCGAGCCCGCCAAUUUCCGGGCUCUCUCAGCGCGUGAUGGCAACUACAACGGGUGGAUACCGCAGGCUCAUAAUACCCAUCCCUCUUGCUGGCAAGUUGAGCGCCCAGCUGGAACGUGGCCGUCAUGUGGAGAGCGAGAAGCUGAAUAUGGUAGGGCCGCGCAUUGCUUGAAGCCGUUUUGA